AUGGCUAUUUUUGCUGUCAUGCUGAACUUCACAGAAAGCAAAAAUUUGAGCAGCACUUCUUCAUUGAAUACCAGUAAACUUUUAAAUGAGAAGCCUUUGCUGGUGCAGGUACUGGUGGCAGUCCUUCUCUAUGUAAACGGAGUGAUGAUUUUCACCUUUCUGAAGACGGAGUCCUUUAGGGAGAUCACACGCUACAUUCUGUUUGCUCAAACGCUUUUCGUUGACUCUGCUGCUAUGGUGUUAAUUGAUUUAACUCUGAUGUCGAGUUUUUACCAGUAUCCUGUACACAUAAUUCCUUGCUGUAUUUUCUGCACAAUGAUGUCUUUGCUCACUGUUUGUACUCCUGUCACUCUUGUAGGGAUGUGUCUGGAGCGCUAUGUGGCUAUAUGUAUGCCUCUAAGACACACCAGCAUUUCCAACCCCAAAAACACCUUAAUUGGGCUUCUCAUCAUAUGGGGUGUCAGUUGUGUAAUUCCACUGUUUGUUCUCUCUGUCUUUCUUUCUUAUAUGCCUCCUGGUGGCCUGAAUUCAUAUGUUGUGUGCAGUGUGGAGGUGAUGUUACGGUUAAACUGGCUGGCAGACACAAGGGCUGCAAGUCUACAGAUAUUAUUCAUCAUAAUGCUUUGUAUUAUUGUCUCCACCUACAUCAAGAUCAUGAUAGCAGCCAGAUCAGCCUCUUCUGAAAACAAGAAUUCAACCAAUAAGGGUCGCAAAACUGUGAUUCUUCAUGGCAUUCAGCUAUUAUUGUGUAUGUUGCAGCUUAUAAUCCCUUACAUUGAAAUGCCUUUAUGGAAAGCAGAUUUCAUACUGUUUGUGAAUGUAAGAUACUCAGAUUUAAUUAUUUUUGUGAUCUCGCCUCGUUGUCUGAGCCCCUUGGUUUAUGGAUUACGAGACAAAAAGUUCUGUCAUGCUCUUAAACGUUAUGCCUUUUGUGGCAUUUCCUUGCAUAUUAAUCAGCACAAAAUUAGACAUGCUUGA
This is a messenger RNA of Myxocyprinus asiaticus (Chinese sucker), 978 nucleotides long. RefSeq names its product odorant receptor, family 91, subfamily A, member 1 (gene or91a1). Bases 1 to 978 code for a protein of 325 amino acids. NCBI's taxonomy places the organism in Eukaryota, Metazoa, Chordata, Actinopteri, Cypriniformes, Catostomidae. The record is from RefSeq and is a predicted model, not a curated record. The transcript has a single exon. Gene Ontology annotation, cellular component: membrane. Gene Ontology annotation, biological process: G protein-coupled receptor signaling pathway. Gene Ontology annotation, molecular function: G protein-coupled receptor activity.